Trichomycterus rosablanca is the source of this 2280-nucleotide messenger RNA. It is a transcript of the gene prozb, whose product is annotated as protein Z, vitamin K-dependent plasma glycoprotein b. The coding region runs from base 91 to 1377 and encodes 428 amino acids. Gene Ontology annotation, cellular component: extracellular region. The transcript has 8 exons. Lineage: Eukaryota; Metazoa; Chordata; Actinopteri; Siluriformes; Trichomycteridae. Gene Ontology annotation, molecular function: calcium ion binding; serine-type endopeptidase activity. Gene Ontology annotation, biological process: blood coagulation; proteolysis. The record is from RefSeq and is a predicted model, not a curated record.
UUAGAAGAGCCAGUGACUGGGUGGCAGCACAGAAAGAAAAAGAGGGACUCUGUCCACCAUAAAGGUUUCAGGUAUCUGUAUCUGAUUGGGAUGGCGUUUCAAAUAUGGAAUUUUCUCUUCUUCACACUGCACACCAACUACCUCCUGACCACCGCUGACCAAACAGUUUUCCCAUCGCGUGCACAAGCCAACACCGUCUUCGUACGGUCCAAACGUGCCAACAUGUUUCUUGUAGAGGAAAUUCUGAAGGGCAAUUUGGAAAGAGAGUGUUACGAGGAGCGAUGCAACAAGGAGGAGGCCAGAGAGGUUUUUGAGGACAACCAGAAAACGGAAGACUUCUGGAACAUAUACUAUGAUGGAGACCAGUGUAAUUCCAGUCCUUGUCAACAUGGUGGCGUCUGUAAAGACACAAUUGGCGGCUACAACUGCCAGUGCACUGAAACGUACAGCGGACUCAACUGUGAAAAGGAUGUAUCUGAAUGCCCUGCUGAAGGUCCUCUGGCUUGUCAACAAUUCUGCAAACCCACGCAAGAAUCCUACCGAUGCUUCUGUGCCAAAGGCUACACCCUUCACAGUGAUAAAAGAAGCUGCAUCCCUCAAGUGACGUCCACCAUUCUCUUAGUUCAGAACCCCUGUGGUGUUGUAAGAGCUUCUUCUGACAGCCCUGCCAGUCACAAUAAGGACCAUAAUGGGCACAACAACCAAGUCUGCACCCAAGGACGCUGUCCAUGGCAGGUAAUCUUUGUGGAUGGCAGUGGGAAUGAGAUGUGUCAUGGUGUGGUACUCGGGAAACGAUCUAUUCUUACUACAGCUGGAUGCAUGACAAAAGACAAAGAACUUUACUUCAUCAUCGGUUCUUCCAAUGAAAGAAGGAACACUUCUGAGGCCAAAUGGACUCUUCAUAACAGGUACGUGACCGGACAUCCCAACGACGACUUGGCCUUUCUGGAGCUGAAAGAGCCGAUCGCGUUGGGUGAGAACAUCACACAGCUUUGCCUCCCAGAGAAGGAUUUCAGUGAGAACAUUUUGAUGAAGACUGGCAAAGAGGGCGUGGUGGUGGGUCAAUCCGGCAAUCCUUCAUACCUCCCACUGGACGACUGCCGCUCCAAACUGAAUCUGUCCUUCGAGUUAACCAAUAAGAUGUUCUGUAUGGACAAGCCAGAGGCCGAGGGUGUGGUGGCGAGGCGGUACAGGCGGAAACGGUGUGAUGUGAUAUCCGGGACUCCUGUAGCUAGUGUGGAGGGAAAUACAGCUUUUCUGACCGGACUGUUCCUGUCUCAGAGCGACUGCAGUCAGGGACUUGUGUUCACCAAGGUCUCCAGAUAUCUGCCUUGGAUCCGCCAGCAGUUUCUGAGCACCGAGGGACGCCAGAGAUGAUUUACAAAGACAGAAACGUACGGUCUGUUUACAUGCAAAGGUUUUCUCCAAUCCCACUGAAUUCAUUCCAAUUAUAGAUGAAGACUCAGGUGUUUAUUUACACCAAUCAGGCAUAACAUUAUGACCACCUUCCUAAUAUUGUGCUGGUCCCCCUUUUGCUGUCAAAACAGCCCUGCAACUGUGAUGCUGCAUUGUGUAUUCUAACACCUUCCUAUCAGAACCAGCAUUAACUUCUUCAGCAGUUUGAGCUACAGUAGCUCGUCUCUGUUGAAUCUGACCACACAGGCCAGCCUUCGCUCCCCACGCGCAUCAAUGAGCCUUGGCCGCCCAUGACCCUGUCGCCGGUUUACCACUGUUCCUUCCUUGGACCACUUUUGAUAGAUACUGACCACUGCAAACCGGGACACACCCCACAAGAGCUGCAGUUUUGGAGAUGCUCUGACCCAGUCGUCUAGUCAUCACAUUUUGGCCCUCGUCAAACUCGCUCAGAUCCUCACGCUCGUCCAUUUUCCCUGCUUCUAACAUCAACUUUGAGGAUAAAAUGUUCACUCGCUGCGUAAUAUAUCCCCCCCACUAACAGGUGCCGUGAUGAAGAGAUAAUCAGUGUUGUUCACUUCACCUGUCAGUGCUCAUAAUGUUAUGCCUGAUCGGUGUAUACGCUCUACUCAACAAUCUGAUAUAAAAAAUCCCCAUUUACAAACACGCUACAAGUCUGAUCUAAAAUUCCAUAGAUUAGCACUUGGUGUACAUGUUGCCAUGACAACAAGCAUCACGUUCGUGUGUUGGAGUUCUCAGUUGGAGUGUUUGGUUUUUAAUUGCUUUAAAAUUACAGCGGACUCAGAAAAAUGUACUUCACGUUCACUUAUUGUUAAGACUUAUUAAAUAAGUUUGCAGCGUAUACAA